AUGUCUCGAAUGAUGGGACUGGUCAUGAAGCUAACAAGACCGGAAAAGAACAUUCAGCAAAACAAACAAGUUGAACUACUACCGCCAAGCCGGACUAUAUAUGUCAAUAACCUCAAUGAGAAAACUAACCCCAUAAAGUUGGAAGAGGAUUUGCGUGCCUUGUUUAGCAAAUUUGGUGAUAUUGUGGACUUCUCAGCCUUGCGGAGCUUCUGGAGGCGAGGCCAGGCAUUCAUUAGCUUCAAGGAUCUGGAGAGCGCCGAACGGGCAGUAACGGAUAUGCAGGGGUAUCUGUACUCAGGCAAGCCGAUGCGAGUGAAUUUUGCCCGGAAGGAGAGUUGGGUGCAUGACGACAAGCGGAAGGAAGAAGUGUCGACUGGGCGUCAGCAGCAGGCGGCGAGCAGCGACCCGAGUAGCCGCAAACCGUUCGGAAUCCAGGAGCGAGAGCGCGCGUUGCAGCAGGAGUUUUUGCAGUUGCAGCAAGACCUGAUUGAGUACCAACGGUCCUUGGCGGCUAGCGCCGAGGAACGGGGCAAGCGCAAAUCCUUCAGUCUGUCCCUAGCCAAGCCCAACGAAAAGCGGGCCAAGAUCGACGCGCCCACUGUCGGUGCCGAACCGCACCGAAUCCUCUUCUGCGACUCCGUCCCCGACGGCAUGGAGGAAGGUGACCUCAUAGCCCUCUUCGCCAACUUCGCUGGGUUCGAAAAAGUGCGCUACAUCGAGGCCAAAAAAGUCGCGUUCGUUGAUUUCCGCACUGUCGACAACGCUAGCACCGCCCUCCAGUCCAUUUCCAAGUCGGGCGAGAACAAGGGCGUCCACGUAACCUAUGCCAAGCGCUGA
Gregarina niphandrodes is the source of this 837-nucleotide messenger RNA. RefSeq names its product putative U2 small nuclear ribonucleoprotein B. The coding region runs from base 1 to 837 and encodes 278 amino acids. Gene Ontology annotation, molecular function: RNA binding. Lineage: Eukaryota; Apicomplexa; Conoidasida; Eugregarinorida; Gregarinidae. The transcript is spliced from 2 exons. The record is from RefSeq and is a predicted model, not a curated record.